AUGAAAAUUAUAUUUGCGCUCGUCCUUGUGCACUUCUUGCUGUCUUUGUGUCUUGUUGGCUUGGGUGUUGCCAGCAUGAUGAACCCAGAGUCGAGCUCCAUAGUCUUUGUGGUGCUUCUGGUGCUGGCUGCAUUUCAGCUGCUGAUGGUGUUGCUGCUUUGGAGGUGGCGCAACCGUGAUGAGACCAGUGUCGACAAAUUACCUGCCAGGCUAUCAGACUUAGAGUCCUGUGUGCCUGAUGGGCCGCCUGAAGUUAGCCCUACAGCCUUGCCCAACACAGCCGAGGAAGGCCAUGAAAUUGAGGAGCAACACUGCGAUCCCUGCCAGUCCUGUCAGGAGCUCACAAAGUUGCUUGCGGAGCUUCGGAGGGACUUGAUGGAUGCAGGCGCCAGGGAGCAACGCCUGAGGGAUCUGCUGCGCAGUCGCUCUGCGGCCUUGAUGCGUCUUGCGUCACACCUGACCCGUGCUCAAGACAUUGGCAGGCCACCGAGGCCCUCGGCAGAGAGUUCCGCCUGCCUCAGCCUUGCCACCGAUCGUGCCUUGCCAGCGGGCGAGCCAGUGGAGCCUGUUCCGUUGCCAGUCGAGGCUGUGCCAAUCACUUUGGACAGACCGGUGUGGGUUUCCACCGCGGCCAAUGUUGUAUCUGGUGAGGAGACGAAGCCCCAAACCAAGCUGCUGGAACUUGCUAGUGCUAGUCCCGAGCUCCGGGACGCCUUGCUGCAUCGACUUCGGGCCAAAGGUGAAAAUGCCGACAGCUCCAUCGAGAUGGACCGAGAGGCCACAAAAGCUUCAAGGCCAGCAGAGGCGGUCGCCCGAAAACUCACCGAGCAGGCCGCUGAAUUGCAGCGAUGGCAUGAGAUCAGCGAGGAGAGCAGCCGACAGCUCCAGGGGGUGCAGCAGGAGGUGCAAGAACUGCACGCCAAGCUGAAGCUGAAGGAAGGGGAGUUGUCGCAGAUGCGUGAAGAGCUGGCGAUGCGGAAGGUCAUCAACGUAUCAGCACAGAGCCCCGACCUCUGCUUGAAAUGGAUGGAGGACGGACCCCUGCCUGGAGAAGUGGCUUCAGUGGAAGGGAUGAAACAACUCAGGCAAAGCUUAGCCACCAUCAGCGGCCCAGCUCAACUCUGCGUUGGCCCACCGCCCGCUGAUUGGAAGGUCUUCUUGCGCCUACGGCUGCGGCAGGCGGAGCGCUGGGAACCGGCCCUGUUGCAGCUCUCGGCCGGGCAGGAGUCCGGGGCAAGUGACUUUUUGGGUUUGCUGUGGCCUGCAGGAUGA
Messenger RNA from Cladocopium goreaui, 1272 nucleotides. The record is from the annotation of a GenBank genome assembly. NCBI's taxonomy places the organism in Eukaryota, Dinophyceae, Suessiales, Symbiodiniaceae.